AUGGGUAAUCUACCUACUAGCCGUGUAAAUUCGGGGCGUCCGUUUGCGCAGGCAGGUGUCGACUAUACGGGUCCCUUUUCAAUUAAGAUCUCACGUAAUAAAACCGGAAAGGCUUAUCUAGCCGUGUUCGUAUGCAUGGCUACUAAGGCCACGCAUUUGGAAGUUGUAUCCGACUUGUCAGCUUCCGCCUUUAUCAAUGUUUUAAAACGCUUUAUAGCUCGACGUGGUAAGAGCUAUCAUAUUUAUUCCGACAACGGGAGAAAUUUUGUCGGAGCAAAAAACGAAUUAAACGAACUAUCUAAGUUUUUUCAGGACGAUCAAGUCAAGGAUAAGAUAUUAGAGUUUACCUCAGAAAAGCUAAUAAAAUGGACAUUUAUCCCACCGUACUCGCAACACGUAGGCGGGUUGUGGGAAUCCACCGUAAAGACGGCGAAAUCGCAUUUGAAGGUGGUGAUCAGCCAAACUAGUCUAACGUUCGAGGAAUUGACAACGAUUUUUGCGCAGAUAGAAGCCAUAUUGAACUCUAGACCCAUUACACCUGUCUCUACGGACCCCUCUGAUUUGAAUGCUCUAACGCCUGGCCAUUUUAUAAUAGGAGCGCCAUUGACGGCGAUACCAGAGCCCGACCUUGAAAAUGGACCUUUGAACCGUUUGUCUCGUUUUCAAUUAUUAACUCGUUUAGUGCAAGGAUUCUGCAAACGCUGGUCCAGAGAAUAUGUGACUCAACUUCAAGCUAGGCACAAGUGGAAGGAAGUGCGAUUAAAUCCCAAUCUCAAGGCCGGUGCUCUCGUGCUAAUCCGCGAUGAUAAUGCGUCACCCCUGCAGUGGAAACUAGGACGAAUAAUCCAAAUGUUCGAGGGAUCGGAUGGUCUAAUCCGCACAGUUGAGUUUAAAACUCCAUUAGGUGUAACUCAACGAGCUGUUCAGAAGAUUUGCGUACUGCCCUUUGAGGACUAA
Messenger RNA from Trachymyrmex cornetzi, 957 nucleotides. RefSeq lists its product as uncharacterized. The transcript has a single exon. Gene Ontology annotation, biological process: DNA integration. Gene Ontology annotation, molecular function: nucleic acid binding. NCBI's taxonomy places the organism in Eukaryota, Metazoa, Arthropoda, Insecta, Hymenoptera, Formicidae. Bases 1 to 957 code for a protein of 318 amino acids. The record is from RefSeq and is a predicted model, not a curated record.